AUGCUCAAACAAUACCACGAAGACCUAGCUCCUGUGGUUUAUGACAUUGUGUGCUGUAGUAUAAGUCAAUGUUGUUAUCCAUCACUCUACAAACAUGCCCUAAUUUCCCCUGUUCCUAAAGUGCAACCACCGAGAGACAUUAACAAUGAUUUCCGCCAGAUAUCAGUCUUACCCCAUCUUGCCAAGAUCCUGGAAAAGAUGCAGCUUCAGUUAAAUAUUGAAGAUCUGAAAAUUAAGAAUAACCAGCACGCGUUUACUCAACAUCGAAGCACAGUCUCUGCGUUAAUAUCAACUACCCAAACCUGGUUUAAUGCCACUGAUUGUUCAAAAACAGGCAAAAUGGGGGUUCAUGCGGCCUUCAUUGACUUUCGUAAGGCCUUCCACCUUGUGGAUCACAAUAUUCUUUUGAACAAAUUAGCAGCUAUGAACAUAAAUAAACCCUUCUGGUUAUGGAUUAAAAGUUUCCUUUCCGGAAGAGUUCAACAAGUAAAUCUCAAUGGUACCUUAUCAUCCAUUGCAACAUGCCCGGCCGGAGUCCCGCAAGGCUCUGUAAUAUCUCCCAUUCUUUUUAAUACCUACAUUGAUGAUUUGGAGGACGCCUUACCAGAACAACUAAAAGUCAGUACGAAUAAGUAUGCAGAUGACUGCACACAACACCAAAUAGUGAGCGUAGAUUCUAAUAGUAAUUUACAACAAUCUAUCAAUGAAGUAAGUAUGAGUAGUGUCGAGUAUGCAUCACCUGUCUGGGCGGGACUCCCUAAUUACCUGCGAGAUGAAAUAGAGCGGGUUCAAUCCAGGAGCUUAAGAAUCCUUGGCCUGGAAAAAGAUUACCUACCACCGUUGAACGAAAGAAGGGAAGAGGCAACUAGUCGAGAAGUUGAUAGGAUUAUGAACGAUCCAAACCAUCCCUGUCGCAGUGUUUUGCCAAAAUUAAUUAACAAUCGGUACAAUUUAAGGAACAUUGACCGGAAUCGCAAUAUAUCAUUCUUCUCAGGAACUGAAAGGCAUAAACAUUCUUUUUCAGGAAGAGCUUGUAAAUAUGUAUAA
Messenger RNA from Paramuricea clavata, 1047 nucleotides. Lineage: Eukaryota; Metazoa; Cnidaria; Anthozoa; Malacalcyonacea; Plexauridae. The record is from the annotation of a GenBank genome assembly.